Molecule: messenger RNA, 2287 nt
Organism: Thalassophryne amazonica
Lineage: Eukaryota; Metazoa; Chordata; Actinopteri; Batrachoidiformes; Batrachoididae
Gene: gchfr
Product: GTP cyclohydrolase I feedback regulator
Exons: 3
Coding region: 179-439 (86 amino acids)
Biological process (GO): negative regulation of biosynthetic process
Cellular component (GO): nucleus; cytoplasm
Molecular function (GO): GTP cyclohydrolase binding
Source: RefSeq, a predicted model, not a curated record
GAAGCAGAUCGUCAAACAAGUUGAUCAACUUCGAGCAGCAGCGGCAACGGCGAGCUGCGCUCUGAUUGGUCCGUGGCGGUGGGCGGAUUCACGCGCUGUGCAGAAGUUGCAGACUGUCGCGUCUGUUGAACCGGAUCCAGAACCAGGAGACCCGAUCCGAACCCGUCAUCCAGCAGAGAUGCCCUACAUGCUGAUCAGUACUCAGAUCAGACUGGAGACCGGUCCAACAAACGUGGGGGACGAGUCUUCAGAUCCAGUUAUCAUGAACUACUUGGGAGCAAGAAAAACCCACAUGCUGGGAAACAACUUCUCAGAGUACAGUGUGGACGAACCGCCUCGCCUGGUGCUGGACAAACUGGAGAAGAUCGGCUUCCGUGUGGUGUCCAUGACAGGUGUGGGACAAACACUGGUGUGGUGCCUCCACAAGGAGAUGGAGUGAUGGGGUCUGGACCCAGCUACACACCUGCACUGUGGAUCCAAACCCACCGAGCGUCACACGUUCUGACUUUGUAAGGAGACCGCCUGACUUUAAUCUGCUUCCUGCCUGACCUUUGACCCAGCGAAUCCCAAAAACAGAAAAGCAGCCAGACCUUAAAUUUGACAGCACAUCUGUCUGCAUGAAGAUCCAGAUCCUGAUCCAAGUGUGCAGUGUCUUAACCCUUGAUGGUGCGGUUCAGGGACUCACUCACUCACCAGUUUUAUGCACAUUAAUUUGUCCUCUUUGCAUCCUCACACUGCGAUGAACUAAAUGUAGAACCCGCUUCACUGACUGAACUCUAACCUGGUUAAUUGUGUCGUCAUAAUAGGUCCUGUAUGGGUCUGAGGUCCAGGGUCUCUGUGCUUAUCCCUGAAGUGUGAAGAGAAUCACAGUCUACAUCUCCAAGCAAGUCCGGUAGCCAUUUACAGCUGGGUGGACUGGGACCGCGCAGGCGAAACGACGUGUCCGAGGCGACAGACAGGUAGGGUGACUGAGAAUCGAACCCAGUGCUACAGGUUGGUCAUCCAGCUGAGCUACAAAUGCUGAAUCCUCUACAAGUUCACCGGAUUUUAAUGUUUGUGGUUUUCUGUGCUUUGAAGAUGGAGAUGCACAAAAUCUCAGCGUGUACCGUUUUUGAUUUUUGCUGGUUCGGAUGGAGAGCACCAACAUUAUACAUCGCCGCGUUUUGACUGACAGGCGCCAUAUUGUUUCCAACCCGAUUGGCUGCCUGUAUAUCGAUGCUCAAACCCCAUUCAGAACACUGGUUUUUCUUCACGCUGUUUGACAUCUUGCUGGAUCCUUCUUCACCGGUUAAGACUUGAGCACAAAUGAGUUGUACAUGGAUGGAAACGUGCUAAUGAUUCCCAGGGCCCAGGUUCGACUGUGUACAUGCCAACCAGUGGACUCCCCCCCCAUAAUGGUUCACAUGCCACACCAUGCGCUCAGGGCAGGGUUGGCGGUGAAUGUGUUUCCUGUAAUUGUAUUUCCUCUGUUGUCAUUUGGACACAGUUUGUGUGUUUCUGGGCUUUUUAUUCCCAUAAAUAAAACCAUGUGAGGUGGGAUUUUGCAGGAGGAGCAGAUGUCUCCCGCCGCACCACUUCCUCCUACAGCUGGACGCCUUGUACACAGACACGGCAAGGCUGGAUGUCACAAAGCUGCUGAUCAACAGCAUGGCUGCAGGAGAAAAUGCUGCCACCAUUACGCCAUUGUCCCCCCACCAGGACAGGAAGCUCAAAGUCUUACGAUGGACCCAUGUCCCUUAUUACAAAUCUUAGCGACACCACAACCGUCUGGCAGUAGACUCGGACCUAAUGUGGGUCACAGAAUCCUCGGUGUUGUUACGUAACGAUGUUGCGAAACAGUUUAGAAGUGGAAAAGCAGUGACGGCGCACAUACCUCGGCAACUGUUCCAACUGACAAAAGUCCGUUCCAAGUCUGGAUUUCACUGUACCAGAUCCAGAUCUGACGGCUUUCAUUAACAUCAAUGAUUUUUGAGGAACUGAUGCAUUAUGGGGAAAAAGCCCCAUGUGGUCGUGUUAAAAUAAAACAAAAGCUAGAAUCUACCUCUGACUUAUGGCGGCUUCUUCAACUUGAUUAAAAAUGAUAAUUCCAGCAAAUUUGGCAGAGUCCAACCCUACUGAGGAGCUCAGCAUGGAGACCGGGGUUUGAUUCUUGGUCACGUUACCAGUUUGUGUCCAGUGGGUUCCGGUCUUGGCUGGUGAUGGAACCUGUAAUGGAAUCGUUGACUGUGACUCACUUCCCCCGACAGAUUCCAGGGAUAAGCACCAGCAUCAAUGGACCACAGGGCUG